Heterobasidion irregulare TC 32-1 is the source of this 4576-nucleotide messenger RNA. RefSeq lists its product as uncharacterized. The coding region runs from base 1 to 4470 and encodes 1489 amino acids. Gene Ontology annotation, biological process: regulation of ARF protein signal transduction. The record is from RefSeq and is a predicted model, not a curated record. The transcript is spliced from 19 exons. Gene Ontology annotation, molecular function: guanyl-nucleotide exchange factor activity. Lineage: Eukaryota; Fungi; Basidiomycota; Agaricomycetes; Russulales; Bondarzewiaceae.
AUGGCCUCAUUUCGUAGUACGGGGAUCAGAUACUCCGAGACUAAUGGCACGCUUGCGCCCAAACAUGUCCUGUAUUCUGAGAUCUUGUCAGUAACCUCAGUCAUGCGCAAGAAUUCGCGCUGGGCAUCUACAAGUCAGGCCUUCAACACCCGUGAUUCUGCUUUAGCAAGUAAUCUAGGCCUCAGACGGACCAUUGACAGUAUUCCAAUAAUAAACAUCCUCAGCCCAUUCUUUGCCAUCAUUCGUUCUUCACUUUCAACCGGACCAAUAACAUCCGCGGCGCUCUCGGCACUCCACUCUUUCUUUGUUUGCGGGAUUAUAUCCCUAGACCGUCCAUCUAUUGAGGUAGGCCUCCAAGAGUUCAGCUCGGCGGUCUCGCAUUGUAAGUUUGAAGCUAGCGACUCCUCUGGGGACGAGGUCGUCCUGCUUCGAAUCUUGACUGUAAUCGAAGAUUGCAUGUGUGGGAGCGUGGGGGGUAUCUUGGGCGACAUCGAAGUAUGUGAGAUGCUUGAGACUGUGCUGACUACGUGUGUGCAGAUGAGGCUCAGCGAGGCUCUUAGGCGGUCUGCCGAGUUGACCAUGCAUUCGCUUGUGCGAACUGUGUUCUCUUGCCUGCAUGUCCUAGACCCAGCAAUAGAAGAAAGCAGAUUGCUCAAUACUGAGGAAGCGCCGCAGGGUGAAACCGACGCAUCCCCCACCGCAAUUCAUCCACCAUCGGGAGUGCAUUCUGAGGGCGAUCAUUUGGCCGUUCAAACUAUCGCAAGUCCACAAACACCACAAAGGCACCAGUAUGGCCUUCCAUCGCUUGUAGAGCUUCUCCGCGUGAUAAUCAACAUUCUUGAUCCCAACGACCGGCUACACACAGACACUACUCGUUUACUCGCCCUUGGUAUUCUCAAUACAACCUUUGAAAUUUCAGGCCCUCGCCUCGGCGACUUUCCAUCGUUGCGCGCACUUGUCGUCGAUCAUGGCUGCAAAUAUCUUUUCCAAUUGGCCCGUUCCGAGAACUCUGCUAUCCUCCAACUCGCUCUCCGCACCAUCUCGACUAUGAUGAACACGACGCGGAAACAUCUCAAACUCCAACAGGAACUGCUAUUGGCCUUCACAACUGAUCGGUUAGGGCCCCCAAUCACCUCCAACAAAGGUGGAUCACGGUACGGCACGCCGAAUACAAAGGGCGCACCGUUCUCACCACGUCCUGGCACUCCACAAACGGCGUCCCCACUCCUCGAGCCUACUCCGGAAGACGAGAUUGAGAAGGGGAGUCCGGUGCCCAACAAAACCCACGCGCUUCCCGCCAAGGGAGAGAUCCGCGACUUGCUACUAGAGAUGCUGAGCCAAAUCUCGAGGCAUCCGAGCUUCAUGGUUGACCUUUUCACCAAUUAUGACUGCGACAUCAACUCGGAGAAUUUAUUCGAACGACUGAUCGACCUCUUAACAAAGGGUGUAUACACGAACUACUAUCCUGAUGCCCUUCAAAACAACCCACUGAACUCUCAAUACCUGUGCUUGGACUUGCUUCUCACUUUUGUCAAUCACAUGGCGGCACGCGCCGGGGGUGUUUGUAAUAUUUACUAUUCUUGUUCGCCUCUCACACACAUCAAAUCAAAGAAGAAGCUCACUCUCACCGGUGCAGCUCGCUUUAACACCAAGCCGAAGACUGGCCUUGCGUUCUUGGAGGAAAGCGGCCUCAUUUACCACGACUUGUCUCCAGAGGUAUCACGGCCUUUGAGUCUUGCCAUGUUUUUGAAAUCGUGUACACGAUUGGACAAGAAACUGCUUGGCGAUUUUAUCUCGAGGCCCGAGAAUAUCGAUGUUCUGAAGGCAUUCAUUGGCCUGUUCGAGUUCCGAGGUAAACCCAUCGCGGAUGCUAUGCGGGAGCUGUUGGAGUCCUUCCGGUUGCCGGGCGAGGCCCAGCAGAUCGCUCGCAUAACAGAAACGUUCGCAGAAAUUUAUUUUGCUUCCGAGCCAACCGAGAUCAAAUCACAGGAUGCUGUCUAUGUCCUAGCCUACUCGGUGAUCAUGCUCAAUACAGAUUUGCACAACCCUGUCGUUCGGAAACGAAUGACCAUCGAAGACUAUCAACGCAAUCUGAGAGGCGUGAAUGACGGCGCUGACUUCUCGCCCGAGUACCUGCAAGCCUUAUAUGACUCGAUCCGCAAACGCGAGAUCGUGAUGCCCGAAGAGCACGUCGGUCAACUCGGUUUCGAGUAUGCGUGGAAAGAACUGCUGGCUCGUUCGCGGAUGUCAGGUGACCUCAUGAUCUGCAACUCGGCCUUGUUCGACAAGGACAUGUUCAAGUCCGUCUGGAAACCGGUCAUUUCGGCCAUCGCGUAUGCGUUCAUGACUUUCGACGACGACUACAUCAUCGAGCGUGCCAUCGCAGGGUUUCGUCAAUGCGCAACGUUGGCCGGUCAUUUCCACCUGCCUGACGUGUUCGAUUAUGUUGUCGUGUCGUUGUCGCAGGCGACGAGUCUACUAUCAGAGACCCUUCCCACCGAAGUGCCCAUAUAUCCUGUCGUCGAGGUAGAAGGACAGUCUGUCACGGUGUCAUCGCUAUCCGUCAACUUCGGUGCGAACCUGAAAGGUCAGCUGGCUGCGGUGGUUUUGUUCAACAUCGUCAAUGGCAAUGGCAAUGCUGUUCGCGAGGGAUGGACACAGAUCUUUGAAAUGUUUCAGAAUCUGUUCAUCCAUUCUCUGCUGCCUACGAGGAUGCUGCAGAUGGAAGAUUUCCUCGGUGGCGUUUCCAUGAUUCCAUUACGUGGAAGUAGCAACGCCCCAGCGCGACCAGCGCCGAGGAGCGACGGGCUCCUGUCCGCACUGUCGUCGUAUCUGAUGACACCCUACACCUCCUCGCAAGAGAGCCACAUCCCAGAUGCCACCGACGUGGAGAUCGAAAACACGUUGUGCACCAUAGACUGUAUCACGACAUGCCGCCUGGACGAACUGUAUGCGCAGAUAACGCAGCUCAACUUGGAGCCGCUGACUGCGGCGGUCCGUUCUCUCGAAGCCCUGGCACAUGAGCGGACCGUGGCCAGACUGCAGCAAGAGUCUGACGAACUUACGGCCUCGUUUGACGCGUCUUCAUCGCCUCAUCACAGCCCGGCGCGUUCACUCCCGUACGACCCCGCGUCUGUGUUUUUGUUAGAGACGAUGGUCAGCGUGGUAUGCCAGACACCUCAGCACAUAGAAGAGCUCUGGCCCAUUGCGUUCGAGCAUCUCAGCGCUCUGCUGUCUUCAUCGACGAGGUACAGCGUGUUGCUGAUAGAGCGCGCCGUCGUAUCGCUAUUCCGCAUCUGUCUGAUCCUCGCGACCAAGCCUGUCCUCCGGGAUCAGAUCUACAUAUCCUUCGACCUGCUCGGAGGCCUCCCUCCGGCGGUCUCCAACUCCGUCGCGGAGCAGAUCGUCUCGGGGGUCAUGCUGAUCGUGCACAACCACCGCGAAAUCAUCCACUCACAGACGGAAUGGAACCUUGUGCUCGCACUCGUGCGCUCCACCGUCUCGCACCUCGAGGCCUCGCGCACGUCCUUCGACCUGAUCCACAAAGCGAUCGCCGACGGGCCCGAGCAGUGCGUGACGAUCGACAACAUCCCGGGCCUCGUCGCCGUGCUCGACGACUUCGCGACCGCCGCGGGCAUCGUCGUCGAGGCGGAGCAGCGGCAGCCGCGGCGCCGCCCCAAGCCAGACUCGACCAGCUCGCCGGUGAUCGACCGCGGUCGCAAGGCGAUCGACCUCCUCGCCGAUCUGAUGAAGCUCCUCCCGCGCGUCGCCUCGGACGCGGGCGAGAAACCCGACCCCCGCCUGCGCCAGCUCCCUCUCCCGAUCCUCACCGCGCUCUCGCGCCAAUCCACCAGCGCCGCGCGCGAAAUCCGGCACGCCGCACUCGCCCAGCUACAACGCGCGCUCCUCGGCCCGCUCGCGUCGCCCGACGCCGCCACCGACGCCGAGCUCGACGAGCUCUACGAGCGCGUGCUCUUCCCGCUCCUCGCCGCGCUCGCCGCCGCGCCCGCACGCGACCCCGACACGACCGAAGCGCGCCUCCGCGCCGCCGCGCUGCUCUGCAAGGCGUUCAUGCGCUUCGAGGUGCGCGAGACGCCCGCGCGCGACGUGCGCGGGCCGUGGGUGCGCGUGCUCGACGCGCUCGACGCGCUCAUGGGCUCCGACCCGAGCGACCAGAUGACCGAGGCGGUGCCCGAGUCGCUCAAGAACGUCGUGCUGGUCAUGAACGCCGCGGGCAUGCUCGUGCCGCCGCCGCCGCCGUCGCCCGCGGGGCGCGCGGACGCGCGCAGCGAGGCGCAGCGCCUGCUGUGGGCGGCGACGAGGGAGCGCAUGGAGCUGUUCCUGCCUGGCUUCCUCGCGUUCGUGAUCCCCGAGCCGGAGCCAGAGCCGGAGCCCGUGAGAGUGCCAGUGCCGGAGGCGGCGGCGACGGCGGCAGAGGAGGCCGCUGCCGCCGGCGAGGGAGUGCAGUGAUUCGGGCGUCUUUCGCGUUUACCUCCGUCUCUUUACUUGUCUUGUCGCCGAAUAUUCAACGGACGCUAAAUAUCGAUGCCCGACGAAAGCCAUUUCUCACGUGCUG